Molecule: messenger RNA, 1292 nt
Organism: Coccinella septempunctata (seven-spotted ladybird)
Lineage: Eukaryota; Metazoa; Arthropoda; Insecta; Coleoptera; Coccinellidae
Gene: eIF3m
Product: eukaryotic translation initiation factor 3 subunit M
Exons: 6
Coding region: 118-1275 (385 amino acids)
Biological process (GO): cytoplasmic translational initiation
Cellular component (GO): eukaryotic translation initiation factor 3 complex; cytoplasm
Molecular function (GO): translation initiation factor activity
Source: RefSeq, a predicted model, not a curated record
GAUCUGUGAACUAACCUAAUUCUUCGUUUCUCACCCUUCGUAAGCUACAUUACAAGCUGGUGGUUUUUUAUAUUUUUCAUUGUUACAUUUGAACGGAAAACAUUUAAGAAGCAAAAAAUGCAGAUCCCACCUGUUUUUAUAGAUGUUACUCUGGAAGACCAGGCGUUGGAGCUUAGGUCAUACUUCAAGGGAUUGGGAGCUGAAAUAUCCGAAGAGAAAUCUCCGAAAGGUAUUGAAGAUGAUCUUCAUAAAAUUAUUGGUGUUUGUGAAGCGUGUUUUAAAGAGGGGAACGAAAGCGAAGUGGAAAUGAUACUCAAUGAUAUUGUGUCCAUUAUGGUUUUGAUCCCUUUAGAUAGAUGUGAAAGUAUCAUUAUGGCCUUCUGUGAGAAACUGAGCAAGGCGCCUGGCCAAAAAUUGGGAAUUAGUUGUUUGAGGGUUCUCUGGCUCCUCUUCCAAUCAUUAGAUGAAAGCUCUCCAAUUCGCUACAAUGUCUAUUAUCAUAUACUAUUGAUUGCUAAACAGACUGACCAAGUCAGAUCUGUUUAUGAGGACAUUGCCCAUCUCAAACAAUUAUUUAAUAAAUGUCCUCCCUCUAACGAGCAACUCCAGAAACUCUAUAGACUUUUACAUGAGGUUCUCUUGAAAAGUAAUGAAAGUGAGCAAGCUGCUAAAGUUAUGAUUGAACUUCUGAAAACCUACACUGAUAAGAAUGCCUCUCAUGCUCGAGAAGAUGCAAUUCGUUGUAUAGUCUCUGCCAUGGCAGAUCCAAAAACAUUCCUGCUUGAUCCUUUACUCUCCCUCCAACCUGUGAAGUUUCUCGAAGGAGAAUUGAUACACGAUCUACUGAACAUAUUUGUCAGUGAGAAUUUGACUGCUUAUCUCAAGUUUUACAAUGAACACAAAGAAUUCGUGACUUCCCAAGGAUUGAACCAUGAACAAAAUCUGCAGAAAAUGCGUCUUCUCUCUUUCAUGCAGUUGGCAGAGAGCCAGCCUGAACUGAGCUUCGAUCUUAUUGAGAAGGAACUUCAGUUGAAACCUGAGGAUGUUGAAGGGUUCAUUAUAGAAGUAUUGAAAACUAAACUUGUUAGAGCACGGAUGAAUCAGUCUGCUAAAUCUGUGUAUGUCACUAGUACCAUGCAUAGAACCUUUGGACGAGCCCAAUGGCAACAGUUGAGGGAUUUGCUGUUCUCUUGGAAAUCCAACCUUAGUUCUAUUCAAGAGGGCAUGAAACAUGUUACACAAACACAAUUGGAAUUAUUGAGCCAAAGUCAAUAAAGGACAUUCUUACCCUA